Messenger RNA from Sorghum bicolor (sorghum), 1860 nucleotides. Its product is annotated as probable glycosyltransferase 6. Lineage: Eukaryota; Viridiplantae; Streptophyta; Magnoliopsida; Poales; Poaceae. Gene Ontology annotation, cellular component: endosome; trans-Golgi network; membrane. Bases 126 to 1574 code for a protein of 482 amino acids. The record is from RefSeq and is a predicted model, not a curated record. The transcript has a single exon. Gene Ontology annotation, molecular function: galactosyltransferase activity.
CGCCACUUGCCUUUGCCUCCCUUUCCCCCCGCCUCGAAACCCGAGCGAGCUUUAGCCUUGUGCCGCACACUUCCCACUUCCGUUCCACAACACCCACACGCGACCGAGGCGAGCGAGCCUGCGCCAUGGCCGCGUCCGAGUCCGUGCCGUUCUGCGUCAAGGGCGGCGGCGGUGCGCCGAGGCCGCACGGCGGCCACCUGGUGCUCCCGGCGGGGCGGGUCCGGGAGGGGCUGGCGUUCGCGGCGGGCGCCGUGGUGGCCGCGCUCGUGCUCCUCUCCUCGGCCUCCGUCCUCGCGCCGCCGCCCGUGCCCAACAUCGUCUCCCUGCCCGUGCCGUCAUCGUCAGCCAACGCCGACGCCGCUUCAUCCUCGCCGUCCGCCUCCGUGGCCGCCGUCGGGAAGGGCCCGCGCACGUUCUACGACGACCCGUCGCUGUCGUACGCCGUGGCGGUGGGUCAGCGGCGGCGGCGCGACAUCACGGACUGGGACGCGAAGCGCGCGGCGUGGCUGCGGACGCGGGGCCUGGACGGCGCGUCGGCGGCGGCGGGGGUGGCGGGGCGGGUGGUGAUGGUGACGGGGUCGCAGCCGGAGCCCUGCAAGGGCCCCGGCGGCGACCACGCGCUGCUGCGGUUCCUCAAGAACAAGCUGGACUACUGCCGGCUCCACGGGAUCGAGCUGCUCUACAACACGGCGCUGCUGGAGCCGUCCAUGGUGGCGUACUGGGCCAAGAUCCCGGCCGUACGCGCCGCCAUGCUGGCGCACCCGGACGCCGAGUGGGUGUGGUGGGUCGACGCCGACGCCGUCUUCACCGACAUGGACUUCUCCCUCCCGCUGCACCGCUACGGCGGCCACAACCUGGUGGUGUACGGGUGGGAGCGGGAGGUGUACGAGGAGCGGUCAUGGGUGGGGCUGAACGCCGGCGUGUUUCUCAUCCGCAACUGCCAGUGGUCGCUGGACCUGAUGGACGCGUGGGCGCGGAUGGGGCCCGCGUCGCCGGAGUACGCGCGGUGGGGGAAGACGCUGCGGGAGGAGCUGGAGGGGAAGCCCAACGACGAGUCGGACGACCAGUCGGCGCUCGUGUACCUGCUGUCGCGGCACCCGGAGCGGGCGCGGUGGUCCAACGCCACGUUCCUCGAGUCCGGCUACUACUUCCAGGGGUACUGGGCGGAGAUCGUGGACCGCCUCGACGGCGUGGCGGCGCGGUACGAGGCCGUGGAGCGCGGCGGGGUCGGGCGCGGGCUCCGACGCCGCCACGCGGAGCGCGAGCACCUCCUGUACGCGGCGGCGCGGCGCGAGGCGGUGAGGCGGCGCGACGGGAGUGGCGGCGGCGUCCCUGGGCCCGACGGCGGCGGGCAGAAGGGGUGGCGGCGCCCCUUCGUGACGCACUUCACGGGUUGCCAGCCCUGCGGCGGCGCGCCCAACCGGAUGUACACGCGGAAGCGGUGCGCCGAGGGGAUCCGCCGCGCGCUGGCGUUCGCGGACGACCAGGUGCUCCGCGCGUACGGGUUCCGACACGCCGCGCCGCUCAGCGACAGCGUCGCGCCGCUGCCGUUCGACUACCCCGCCGCGCACUGAUGAGGGUGGCACCGGCACCGUCGUCCGUGGACGGUGGUCUAUACGGCUAUAAAUGAGACAAGCUAUGGAUGCAGAUUGUGUCAGUCAUCAGUGUGUGCUGUAAAUCUUGGAUUUGGGUGUCAUCAUACUCGUACCGUCAGGGAUUUGGGCCUGUUAUGAUGAGAGUGGGCAGAUUUGGGCCUCUUUUUGUAACGCGUGGAUUUCGUCCAAAGACUGAAAUCACUGUGUUGUCGUGUUAGAGUAGGGCCCUGUUUAGUUCCUAAAAGUUUACUAAAUUCUUUUAAGA